AGUAACUGUCUGUCUGCCCGGCAUGCCCGCGCGCCAACCUGAAGCCCGGCGCGUGCGCUCGUUCCACUGCAGCUGACGUCACAUCCAGUAUGGCGGUCAAGGUCCAAACCACGAGAAGGGGAGACCCCAAUGACUUGAAGACUAUAUUUCUGAAGUAUGCCAGCGUUGUGAGUGAUGGAGAGCAUUACAUGACCCCCCGGGACUUUGUCCAGAGCUACUUGGGUCUACAUUCACAGCCACAGCACAACCCCAAAACUGUAGAGCUGAUAGCUGGAGUGGCCGACACCACCAAAGAUGGACUGAUAUCUUUCCAGGAGUUUCUGGCUUUUGAAUCGGUGCUAUGUGCCCCUGAUGCCCUCUUUAUUGUGGCCUUUCAGUUGUUUGAUAAGACCGGCACAGGGAACAUCUCAUUUGAGAAUGUUCGGGACAUCUUCAGCCAAACCACAGUUCAUCACCACAUACCCUUCAACUGGAACUGUGACUUCAUCAGACUACACUUUGGCCAUGAAAGAAACAAGAACCUCAGCUAUGCAGAGUUUACUCAGUUCCUGCAGGAGCUGCAGCUGGAGCACGCCCGCCAGGCUUUUGCACUAAAAGACAAGAAUAAAAGUGGCACCAUCACUGCCUUGGACUUCAGCGACAUCAUGGCCACCAUCAGGCAGCACAUGUUGACUCCCUUUGUGCAGGAGAACCUGGUGUCUGCUGCAGGAGGCAGCACCUCCCACAUGGUGAGCUUCUCCUACUUCAAUGCCUUCAACGCUCUCCUCAACAACAUGGAGAUGAUCCGAAAGAUCUACAGCACCCUGACCGGCACGCACAAAGACACUAUGGUCACCAAAGAGGAGUUUGUUCACGCUGCAAAUAAGUUUGGCCAAAUCACUCCCAUGGAGAUCGACAUCCUGUUCCAGCUAGCCGGACUUCACUCUCACUCCGGGCGUCUGAACCAUGCAGACAUUGAGAGGAUCGCUCCGCUGGAGGAAGGAGCCAUGCCGUACCAUCUAGCAGAAACCCAGAGACAGCACGCUCCCGAAGCGUCUCGGCCCGUCUGGCUCCAGGCUGCAGAGUCCGCCUACAGAUUUACUCUGGGCUCAAUCGCUGGAGCCACCGGCGCCACAGCCGUGUACCCCAUCGACCUGGUGAAGACCCGCAUGCAGAACCAGCGCUCCACGGGCUCCUUCGUGGGGGAGCUGAUGUACAAGAACAGCUUCGACUGUGCGAAGAAGGUGCUGCGCUACGAGGGCUUCUUCGGGUUUUAUAGAGGUCUCCUCCCGCAGCUCAUCGGCGUUGCUCCAGAGAAAGCUAUCAAACUGACGAUGAACGAUUUUGUCAGAGACAAGUUCACAACACAAGAUGGUACCAUUCCACUCCCCGCUGAGAUUCUGGCUGGAGGAUGUGCUGGAGCUUCCCAGGUGAUUUUCACCAAUCCUCUGGAGAUCGUUAAGAUCCGACUGCAGGUGGCUGGAGAGAUCACCACGGGCCCCAGGGUCAGCGCCCUGACUGUGGUGAGAGACCUGGGCUUCCUCGGCCUCUACAAGGGAGCCAAGGCUUGCUUCCUGCGUGACAUCCCCUUCUCCGCCAUCUACUUUCCUGUUUAUGCCCACACCAAGGAGAAGCUGGCAGACGAAGACGGAAGGCUGGGAGCGCUGCAGCUGCUCACUGCCGGCGCCAUCGCAGGCAUACCAGCUGCUUCGCUGGUGACCCCUGCUGAUGUCAUCAAGACCAGGCUCCAGGUGGCGGCCCGAGCCGGCCAGACGACAUACAGCGGAGUCAUCGACUGCUUCAGGAAGAUUCUUCAGGAGGAGGGCUUCAGAGCGUUUUGGAAGGGCGCAGGAGCUCGCGUCUUCAGAUCGUCACCGCAGUUUGGCGUGACCUUGGUGACCUACGAGCUGCUGCAGAGAUGGUUCUACGUCGACUUUGGCGGACACCGUCCUGCUGGAUCCGAGCCGACCCCCAAACCCGUGAUGGAGGACUUUCCCUCUGUGACUGCAGACCACGUGGGCGGAUACAGAUUAGCUGCUGCAACUUUUGCAGGUGUGGAGAGGAAGUUCGGGCUGCACCUCCCCAAGUUCAAGCCUCUUGGCGAGGCGGCGUCCAGCCAAAACUGAACCUCAGGCCUUGUGGAGAUCAGUUAAGGGCUGCAUGUCCCUCCACUCUGCAUCUCAGUUAUUUAGCAACUCUUAAUCUAAUGCUGCAUGAUUGUUUUAUUUGCAUCGCUUGCACAAUUUUACAGUACAUAUUGUACUUCUGAA
Molecule: messenger RNA, 2249 nt
Organism: Oryzias melastigma (Indian medaka)
Lineage: Eukaryota; Metazoa; Chordata; Actinopteri; Beloniformes; Adrianichthyidae
Product: calcium-binding mitochondrial carrier protein Aralar1
Exons: 18
Coding region: 90-2105 (671 amino acids)
Biological process (GO): malate-aspartate shuttle; L-glutamate transmembrane transport; aspartate transmembrane transport
Molecular function (GO): calcium ion binding; L-aspartate transmembrane transporter activity; L-glutamate transmembrane transporter activity
Source: RefSeq, a predicted model, not a curated record